Molecule: messenger RNA, 2753 nt
Organism: Daphnia pulicaria
Lineage: Eukaryota; Metazoa; Arthropoda; Branchiopoda; Diplostraca; Daphniidae
Product: carbonic anhydrase 2-like
Exons: 12
Coding region: 594-1538 (314 amino acids)
Cellular component (GO): plasma membrane
Molecular function (GO): zinc ion binding; carbonate dehydratase activity
Source: RefSeq, a predicted model, not a curated record
CUGAAAUUGAGGAUAUCAAUAUUCAACUGGUAAUGGGCUCACUUUAACUUCGACAAAUCCAGUUGUGUAGGCUAUCCUUUACGCAUCAUUUCUCGUGGCCAUGUAAAGGAACAGCGCAGUUUUUUACGACAGGAUGAUGCCGGGACACGGAAGUCCUGGAACCCCUUCCAUCACUAAAUGAUACUGCUGAUCACGAACGUCGGACAAUGACACCCGCCAUUUCAACCUUCGCCUGACAUGUUGCUUCAUCGAUCGACUAACGUUUGAAUUUGAUUUUUCUAGGCUUUCCUUGUAGGCUAAACGUUAUUGAACCAGACGUAACCGGCUUCGCUUUGUUUCGGGAAAAUAAAAGAAAAUCAAAAUUUAAUGUGUAGAGUUUUAAACGGCACCUUAAAAGUAGUGAGGCUCGUGACGUGAGAAGAUCGUGACAAAGCACGUGCUUUUUUCCAUUUUUCCACCAAACAGGUUUUUUCACACAUCACAAGGUCAGCCCUUUGUAAAAAGGCUUCGGGCUAGAAAAUCAAAAUAAGAUCCUCGGACCAACACACACACACACACGGAUAGAAAAGAAAAACGAAAGGCCUACAAGUAGAAUGUCUUCCCGUCAUUCAACGAUGCUGAAAGAGGCCGUCGGGGUUUUCUCCAUCCUCAUUUUAAUGGCUACCGGUAUUCUGGCCAGUGGCGGCUCGCAUCAUUGGGCUUAUUCCGGAGAGGACGAUCCGUCCCAUUGGUACAAUUUCUACGAUUUGUGCAGUGGGAACAAACAGUCGCCGAUCGACAUCGUCCCAUCCACAGCCAAGCCCCAAAACUUCCUGCCCAUCCAUCUGGGAAAUUACGAUACGAUUGGCAAGUCCUUUACGCUGAUCAAUAACGGACACACGGUUUUGUUGAGUUUGCCGAAAAAUUACGCCGACUACCGGAUGCCGUUCGUCAGAGACGGGGGUCUCACUAAUCAGUUCAUCUUCGCCCAACUGCACUUCCACUGGGGAGCCGAGGGUGACCGUGGCAGCGAGCACACCGUCAACAACAAACAUUACGCCGCCGAAUUGCAUUUCGUCCAUUUCAACAAAAAGUACGGCAGUUUAGGCAACGCAACUUCGCAUCCGGACGGACUGGCCGUCCUCGGAGUCUUUGUCGAGACGUCCAAGGAGGAUAAUCCGGCUUUCGACCCCAUCACGUCGGUCCUGGAUCACGUGGUGCACGAAGGGCACGAAUGGGAGUUGAACGAGACUCUGUCGUUGCGCGACCUCCUGCCGGAAUCGCUUUCCAAGUUUUACCGCUACAUGGGCUCGCUGACUACGCCCGGCUGCCAAGAAAUCGUCGUCUGGACCGUCUUUGCCGACCCCAUCACGGCCUCUGAAAGCCAGUUGGCCGAGUUCAGGCAAUUGCUUGGCGAAGACGGAGAAAUUCUAGUCAACAACUAUCGACCGGCGCAGCCGUUGAUGGGGCGCACCGUUCACGUCCGAUCCUCUUCCACCAAGAUGAUCGCUUCCUUGGUCGCCUUCCUUCUGCCCAUCGUCGCUGUUUUGGCUCUGUAAUUUAACGAUAACAAGAAACUUUAGCCAAAGGCCAAAGGGCCUCCAACAUCGCAAACUAGUAGUCGAUGGUCCGUUAAAAAAUAAUAAAUGAAACCGCCAAACAACACGAAAAAACCCCAAGGGAAAAAAAAGAAAAAAAAGAUGCCCUUAAAAUCAUUUCAACUUUGCAAUCAAAACACUUUGUAAAUUGGUUAAGGAGGAGCCAAUAGUGGCCUGCGCAUAUACCCCUCUCCCCCAUUUCCGACAACACCGAAACCGUCGUGUCACGCUACUUUAAUCAGGUUCUCAAUAUUUUUCAAAAAAAAAACAAACUAGUAUUUCAAAUUUAAAAGACAGGGGGAAUCUUUUCCCUCAACAAUUCAUCGCCAUCGUGAAACUGCUUUGGAGCUUGAAAUUGAUUAGCUCCAAGUUUUUGUACAUAAAUAAUUAUCGAAUUCUUUAUCCGUUUGACUGUUUUCCUUAACCCAAUAGUGAUAUUAGAUGGUGAUCUAACAAAUAGCUGGACAAGGAAUUCAAAGACAAGGCGAUCAGAGAAUUCUGCGUCUCUUUUUAGUGAUUGAAAACAAAAAUCGAUUCAUUUCAAGUUUAAAAUUUGGACAAAACGAUAUGUAAAAAAAAAAUUAAUUUAAAAAGAAAAAAAAAGUGAAACCCUUACCGGUUAGGCUCAAGGUAGAUGUGUAGUGUCUGCACAAUCUUGAUUAUUACCAUCCUUCCAAGUUCCAACGCGAUUUAAAAAAUAAUACUAACCUCCAAAACGUUGCGCGUGACAAGUCCUUUUUCCUAUUCAUUUUUCUUUCUUUUUUCAAGAAAAUCCGAAAUGGUUCAUUUAGAGUUUUCUUGACUUGACCCGUCCUUUUAAAUUCAUUUUGACUUUUAUUUUCGUUUUGAAUAAUUUGACGUUGACUGUGUCGGAGACAAUGCACAAUGAGUCGCAGAGAAGAUGUUAAGAACUGUGCUGAACACAAGUGGCCAAUGAUUCUUCCCAUGUAUUAAAUGCAUCCUGUUGUUGAGUACACUGGGUCAAAAUCUUGUAUAGACCUUUAAAAAACGAUAAUAUAUAUAUAUGUAAAUAGAAGACUAAAAAAAAGACCCUCUUCCCCACACAUCUCUCCUGUCCGUUAUUCUAUCCCAUAUGAAAUUUCAAAAGUGAUUGACGACGUGUUUUGAUUCCAUUCUCUUCUGAUUGAUUAUGAAAUAAAAGCCGUCAAAAAUAUA